This is a messenger RNA of Sporisorium graminicola, 3510 nucleotides long. RefSeq lists its product as uncharacterized. NCBI's taxonomy places the organism in Eukaryota, Fungi, Basidiomycota, Ustilaginomycetes, Ustilaginales, Ustilaginaceae. Gene Ontology annotation, cellular component: RNA polymerase III complex. Gene Ontology annotation, biological process: DNA-templated transcription. The transcript has a single exon. Gene Ontology annotation, molecular function: ribonucleoside binding; DNA-directed RNA polymerase activity; DNA binding. The coding region runs from base 1 to 3510 and encodes 1169 amino acids. The record is from RefSeq and is a predicted model, not a curated record.
AUGGCGCUUCCUUCCAGCUUCGCCGAGAUGGCGCAAGCCACCGGACACGCGCCACACAUGGCCUCAGAUGAUCCCAUCGCAGCCCUCAAGGCGGCUAACUACAAGGGCAAGGGCCUCAUGGAUCCUAUCAAAUCCGUCGAGGACAAAUGGGAGCUCGUCCCCGCUUUCCUCCAGGUCAAAGGUUUGGUCAAGCAGCACAUCGACUCGUACAACUACUUUGUCGACCACGACCUCAAAAACAUCAUCAAGGCCAACGAAAAAAUCACUUCAGAUAUCGACCCCAAAUUCUAUCUCAAAUAUACCGACAUCACCGUAGGUGAGCCGCGCAGAUACGAUGGCGAUGCCUUGCAACGACCGAUCACUCCGCACGAGUGUCGACUUCGAGACAUUACCUAUUCAGCGCACAUCUUUGUCAACAUCGAAUACACCAGAGGCGGCAAGAUCAUCCGUCGCAAAAAUGUCGCCAUCGGGCGCAUUCCUGUGAUGCUGCGCAGUAACAAGUGUGUCCUUGCAAACAAGUCCGAAAAGGAGCUCGCAAAGAUGAGCGAGUGUCCGUUGGAUCCGGGCGGAUACUUUGUUGUCAAGGGCACCGAAAAGGUCAUUCUCGUCCAAGAACAGCUCAGCAAAAACAGGAUCAUUGUCGAGGCAGACACCAAGAAGGGCACCGUCUCCGCCUCGGUCACGUCGUCCACCCACGAGCGCAAGUCGAAAUCGUACGUCCUCACAAAACAUGGCAAAAUUUACCUCAAGCACAACUCGCUCCACGAAGACAUCCCCAUCGCUGUCGCCUUCAAAGCCAUGGGCAUUCAAGCCGACCGUGAGAUUCUGCAGCUCGUCGCCGGCCACGAUGACAUCCACAAAGAACUCUUUGCCAUCAACCUCGAGGAAGCCGCUCGUCUCGGUAUCUACACUCGCAAGCAGGCGCUCGACUACAUUGGGGCACGAGCCAAAGCAUCACGCAAGCCGCUCUCGAUGCGACGUCCUCUCGCCGAGGAAGCCCUCGAUGUGCUUGCCACCGUCAUCAUGGCGCACGUACCCGUCGAUAGGCUCAACUUCCGCCCUAAGGCCAUCUAUAUUGCCUCGAUGGUGCGCAGAGUGCUCAUGGCUAUGCAGGAUGAGAAGAAGGUCGACGACCGCGACUAUGUCGGAAACAAGAGGCUCGAGCUGGCAGGUCAGCUGCUGGCGCUCCUGUUCGAGGAUCUCUUCAAGAAAUUCAACUCGGAUCUUAAGAUCAACAUCGAUAAGGUGCUCAAGAAGCCCAAUCGAACCGUCGAAUUUGAUGCCUUCAACCAAUUUCACUUCAACGGCGACUACAUCACUGCCGGCUUUGUACGUGCCAUCUCGACGGGCAACUGGAGCUUGAAGCGUUUCAAGAUGGAACGUGCCGGUAUCACCCACGUCUUGAGCCGUCUCUCGUUCAUUGCGGCGCUAGGUAUGAUGACGAGGAUCAGCUCGCAGUUCGAGAAAACGAGAAAGGUGUCGGGGCCUCGUGCACUGCAACCGUCGCAAUGGGGCAUGCUGUGUCCCUCGGACACGCCAGAGGGUGAAGCCUGUGGGCUCGUCAAGAACCUUGCGCUCACCACGCAUAUCACCACCGACGUCGAAGAAGAGCCCAUUGCCAGAAUCGCCUUCACCCUCGGCGUCGAAGACAUCCACCUGCUCACUGGUGCCGAGCUCUACCGUCCCGACUCGUAUGUUGUCUAUCUCAACGGUAACGUGCUGGGUGUCACCCGCUUCCCACAGCGCUUCGUGCUGCAGUUCCGUCGUCUCCGUCGUGCCGGUCGCAUCUCCGAGUUCGUCUCGGUCUACACCAACAAUCACCACCAGACCGUCUACAUCGCCUCGGACGGCGGCCGAAUCUGCCGUCCGCUCAUCAUCGUCGACGCCGUCACGGGCCAACCGUGCGUCACCGAGUCGCACAUGCAGCAGCUCAAGUCGGGCGCUCGACGCUUCGACGACUUCCUCUCGAACGGUCUCAUCGAGUACGUCGACGUCAAUGAGGAGAACGACGCCAACAUCGCCAUGUACGAACGCGAGAUCAAGCCGCAGUACACCACGCAUCUCGAGAUCGAGCCUUUCACCAUCCUCGGCGCCGUCGCGGGUCUCAUCCCUUACCCACACCACAACCAGAGCCCCCGCAACACGUACCACUGCGCGAUGGCCAAGCAAGCCCAGGGCUUCAUCGGACACAACCAACUCAUCCGGAUUGACACGCUCCUGUACCUCAUGCUGUACCCGCAGCAGCCGUUGGUCAAGACGCGUACAGUGGAAUUGGUAGGGUAUGACAAGCUGCCCGGUGGAGUCAACGCGAUGCUGGCGGUGAUGUCGUUCUCGGGCUACGACAUUGAGGAUGCGCUGGUGCUGAACAAGGCGUCGUUGGAUCGAGGGUUUGGACGCAGUCAGACGAUGAAGAAGUCGUCGACGGUGAUUCGCAAGUAUCCGAACGGCACGCACGACCGGUUGGCGGAUGCACCCGUCGACGACAGUACGGGCAAGCGGCAGAAGCGGUACGACAUUCUAGAGGCGGACGGUAUCGCUGGUGUUGGUGAGCGGGUGGAACAAGGCGAUGUCUACGUCAACAAGCAGACGCCCGUCAACGCGAACGACAAUUCGUCGGCAGCGAUCAUGAUUGGCGCAUCCAACGCCGCCGCAUCGGUUGCAUACAAAUCAGCGCCGCUCUCCUACAAACCACCCGUCUCGGGCUACGUCGAUCAAGUGCUCAUUACGGACACUGACUCGGACCAGACGCUCAUCAAAGCGCUCAUUCGGCAGACACGACGACCGGAGUUGGGCGACAAGUUUUCCUCGCGUCACGGCCAAAAGGGCGUUUGCGGUCUAAUUGUGCAGCAGGAGGACAUGCCGUUCACCGACCAGGGGAUCAACCCAGACAUCAUUAUGAACCCACACGGUUUCCCUUCGCGCAUGACGGUGGGCAAGAUGAUCGAGUUGCUGUCGGGCAAAGCGGGCGUGGUGACGGGUACGCUGCAAUACGGCACCGCGUUUGGGGGCAGUAAAGUGGACGACAUGUCGGCGCUGCUCGUUGAGAACGGGUACAACUACGCCGGUAAGGAGACGCUCACUUCGGGCAUCACAGGUCAGCCGUUGGAGUGCUACGUCUACUUUGGCCCGAUCUACUACCAGCGCCUGAAGCAUAUGGUGCAGGACAAGAUGCAUGCGCGUGCGCGCGGACCGAGAGCCGUCCUGACACGCCAGCCUACGGAAGGAAGGUCGAGGGACGGCGGUCUGCGACUCGGCGAAAUGGAGCGUGACUGUCUGAUCGGCUACGGUGCUACGCAGCUGUUGUUGGAGAGACUUAUGAUCAGUUCGGACGCCUUCACGGUGCAUGCAUGCCAGCGGUGCGGCUUGAUGGGCUACAACGGCUUCUGCCCCUACUGCAGUAGCAGUAAGCACGUUGUGCAGCUCACCAUUCCAUACGGCACCAAGCUCAUGCUGCAGGAGCUGAUGGCCAUGCAGGUCGUCCCACGGUUAGUGCUAGAGGACGCCGUGUAG